AUGGUUAAGGAGUUGGGAAAUAAUUGCUAUCUUUUUCAGUUCUUUCACGAGUUGGAUGUUGAAAAAGUGAUCGACGGAGGCCCCUGGAACUACCAGCAAAUCCCAAUCAUUUUGCAUGAACUACAACCCAAUGAAAACCCUAGGCGAGUGGAACUGACAAAAUUGUUAGUUUGGGUGCAGAUUCAUAAUGUCCCGAGUGGAUAUCAAUCUGAACAGGUGGUCAAGGAUGUUGGAAAUUUUCUAGGAGAAUAUGUUGCAUCUGAUCCUAGGAAUUACAUGCGCAUAUGGCGAGAUUUUAUGCGCGUUCGAGUUUUCUUGGAUGUACGUGUUCCUAUCAAAAGGGAUAUCAUUAUACAGAGACCAAACUGUCCUGAUGUUUGUUUCAAUUUCGAAUACGAAAGGUUAAACACUUUUUGCUAUUUUUGUGGUAUAAUCGGACAUGGCGAUAGAAACUGUAAGUUAUUGUAUGAUAUGCCGAAGAUACCAAAGGAACGCUAUCCUUAUGGGCCAUGGUUGAAAGCAGAUUCGAAGAAAGUGAAACACUCUGGUGCUAAAUGGUUGCGUUCUGAGAGAGAUAUAUUACAGAGUAGCCGAUCCCAAGCUACACCGGUGGAUACCGCCGGAUAUUUUUUUCAACCAGGUCAAACGUCUGCCGGGCAGGGCAAUUCAGAUAAGGAUAACCAUAUCCCUAUCCCAAGUAAUCAGGGAAUCUUUUCCACAAAUAAUGCUAAUCAAAUGGGUAAGGAGGGCGAUAAUGGCGGGAUUGCUGCUCAUUUGAAUAUACAAACGGGUUCGAUUUUACUUACGGAUCCAAAACGGCGUAGGACUGAUGACGUGGAGGAUUUGGAUACACAGUCUAUGGAGGAUGACGUCAUACCCGAAACAAAUGAUUUGGGCUCAAAAAACUCUCAACAGGUGGGUUCCGCGUUUGGAAUCCACCCAGCAAUAUGA
This is a messenger RNA of Manihot esculenta (cassava), 951 nucleotides long. RefSeq lists its product as uncharacterized. The transcript has a single exon. Lineage: Eukaryota; Viridiplantae; Streptophyta; Magnoliopsida; Malpighiales; Euphorbiaceae. Bases 1 to 951 code for a protein of 316 amino acids. The record is from RefSeq and is a predicted model, not a curated record.